Molecule: messenger RNA, 1026 nt
Organism: Debaryomyces tyrocola
Lineage: Eukaryota; Fungi; Ascomycota; Pichiomycetes; Serinales; Debaryomycetaceae
Source: the annotation of a GenBank genome assembly
AUGGUACAUAAGGCAGAGUUUUUACCAUCCGAAGGCACCUCUAUCUCUUCAGUAUUACAAGGAGGAUAUAAUCAUCCUUUAGCAAGAGAAUGGCAACAUGAACGUCAACUUACUAAGAACAUGUUUAUUUUCCCACUCUUUGUCUCUGAUAAAGCAGACGAAGCUACCCCAAUUGAUGCAUUACCUAAUAUUAAGAGAUAUGGUAUCAAUAAAUUGAUUCCAUACGUGGGUAGUCUUGUUAAAAAAGGUCUUAGAGCUGUCAUAUUAUUUGGGGUUCCAUUAGCUGAUGGAGUAAAGGAUCAUUUGGGAACAGCCGCUGAUGAUCCGGAAGGACCAGUGAUUUUAGCUAUCCGCAAAUUAAAAGAGAACUUCCCAGAUUUGUUCAUUAUGUGUGAUGUUUGCUUGUGUGAAUACACUAGUCAUGGCCAUUGCGGAAUCUUGUACGAGGAUGGAUCUAUUAAUCGUGAAGAGUCUGUUCGUAGAAUUGGUGCGGUAGCAGUGAAUUAUGCUAAAGCUGGUGCUAACUCUGUCGCUCCAUCUGAUAUGGUUGAUGGUAGAAUUAAAUACAUCAAAACUGGCUUAAUUAAUGCUGGCUUAGCCCAUCAAUGUUUGGUCAUGUCCUACGCAGCUAAAUUUAGUGGUAAUUUAUAUGGCCCGUUUAGAGACGCAGCCGGCAGUACUCCUAGUCAUGGAGAUAGAAAGGCUUACCAGUUACCAUCUGGAGGAUCAGGUUUAGCGCGUCGUGCUUUGAUAAGAGACAUGGAUGAAGGUGCGGAUGCUAUUAUUGUAAAGCCUUCCACUUUCUAUUUGGAUAUCGUUAGCGAUGCCGCUAAGCUCUGUAAGGACUAUCCAGUUUGUGCUUAUCAUGUUAGUGGUGAAUAUGCAAUGUUACAUGCUGCUGCUGAAAAGGGUGUUCUUGAUUUAAAGGGUAUAGCAUUCGAAAGCCAUUACGGUUUAUUACGUGCUGGUGCAAGACUUAUUAUCAGUUACUUCACCCCAGAAUUCUUAGACUGGCUUGAUGUGUAA